AUGAGGGAGCUAAUGAAGUCCCCUAUAUCUAAGACCUAUACUAUCAGGAGCAAUUUCAGCGGGAGAGUAAACGAGUUCAAGAAGAAAUCAAACUUGGAUGAUAUUCUGAAAUAUGUGCAUACUUAUAUUGAAUCAAAUUGUAUGAAGAUGGAGAGAUGCUACUCUAGGGCUAGGGCUAGGGCUAGGGCUAGGGCUAGGGCUAGGGGUAGGGGUAGGGCUAGGUCUAGGGCUAGGGCUAGGUCUAGGGCUAGGUCUAGGUCUAGGGCUAGGGUUAGGGCUAGGGCUAGGGCUAGGGCUGGGGCCAGGGCUGGGGCUGGUGCUAGGACUGGGGCUAGGGCUAGAGCUAGGGCUGGGGCUGGGGCUGGGGCUAGGGAUGGGGCUGGGGCUAGGGCUGAGGCUAGGGCUGGGGCUGGGGCUAAGUCUCGGGCUAGGGCUAGGGCUGGGGCUGGGGCUAGGGCUAGGGCUAGGGCAUUGUAG
Messenger RNA from Impatiens glandulifera, 477 nucleotides. RefSeq names its product testis-specific H1 histone-like. The record is from RefSeq and is a predicted model, not a curated record. NCBI's taxonomy places the organism in Eukaryota, Viridiplantae, Streptophyta, Magnoliopsida, Ericales, Balsaminaceae. The transcript is spliced from 5 exons. The coding region runs from base 1 to 477 and encodes 158 amino acids.